AUGGUAUCACCAACGAAACCAUUUGCAUUUUAUGAAAAUCAAUCGCCCAAAGGCUUGGAUGUUGAUGUUAUUAAAACCUUUGCCCGAAAAUAUAAGCUGGAAGUCAAUUUCUUCGAAGCAAAUGAAACCUUCAAAGAAGUAUUCAGUACAGCCGAACAUACGGACACAUUUUUAAAGUCGAUAGAGUCCUUCUAUUAUCAAGAGAGUUUGACAUGGUGUGUCCAGCAAAGAAAACCGAUCCCCAUAUGGAAACACGUUUUCCAUUUAUGUAAAGAUCCGCUAGUUUAUACUGUAUUCUUCCUGGAGUGUUGUUUAAUUUUAUUCAUUGUAUCAUGGUUUCAACAAUGGGAACCAAAGCAAAGAGGUUGGGAUAUGCAUCAAAUUUUCUUUGAUGGAUUUCGUGGCAUGUUGGGUUUAUCGAUGAAUAUUAAUCCAAAACAUUUUACCUUUCGUAUGGGAUUUUGGUUCUAUUUAGUCUGUUCAAUGCUUUUUUCAAUUCAUGUCAGCACAUUCCUUAUAAAAGUUAAAACAAAUCCUAUUCUUGGUCCGCAAGUACAUUCGAUUCAAGAGAUAAUUGAUGGUGAAUUUACUUUGGUGGGCGAUCAAUUUACGCUUCGAAAAAUUUCACAAGAAAAUCAGUCCUAUCCAAUGCGAUCAUUGGAUCAAUUUAAAAUGGUUUACCAGCCAAGUGAUUACAUUGAUCAACUUGAAUGGAACGAUAAACUUGCUGUUGCGCUUUCUCGUGAACUAUCGCGGUCGCCAACUGGUAAAGACAAUGACUCAAGUUUGAAAAUCUACUGCUUUGAACAUCCUAAUAAUAUCUACGAGUAUCCAUUAAAAGUGUUGAUGCAUAAAAAAUUUUCUUACGCAAAGGAAUUGAAUACAUUCAUUCGGUUUGCCAGAGAGUGUGGUCUUAUUGAUAAAUGGCUAAAGGAAUAUCUACCGUUUGUGAAACCUUUAGCACUAUAA
Messenger RNA from Contarinia nasturtii (swede midge), 969 nucleotides. RefSeq lists its product as uncharacterized. The transcript has 4 exons. The coding region runs from base 1 to 969 and encodes 322 amino acids. NCBI's taxonomy places the organism in Eukaryota, Metazoa, Arthropoda, Insecta, Diptera, Cecidomyiidae. The record is from RefSeq and is a predicted model, not a curated record.